AUGGACAUUCUCGAACUCAUCCAUUCUGAGGGCCACCAUCACGAUUCGAGGCCUUUCCGUUGCACCUGGAUCCAGUGUGGCAAAGCAUUCUCUCGUCGGUCUGACCUUGCGCGCCAUGGCCGAAUUCACACCAACGAAAGGCCCUUUGUUUGCCCUGAACCAGGCUGCACAAAGUCAUUCAUCCAGCGCUCCGCUUUGACAGUGCAUCAGCGAACACACACCGGUGAGAGACCCCACGUGUGCGAAUACCCAGAUUGUCAAAAGCGCUUUAGCGACAGCAGCUCACUAGCACGGCACCGUCGCAUCCACACAGGAAAACGCCCCUACAAGUGCAUCAUCGACGGUUGCGGCAAGAGUUUCUGCCGAAAGACCACACUCACAAAACACCAUCGUAAAGAACACGUCUUGCUUCGUCGGCCGACCAUGUGGCGUCAUAUUGGAGGCGACGCGAUCGGCUCAGCUAUCUUUCACCAAGAGAUUGACUACCCCUAUCCUGGCCACCCUCAUCCAUCACUCCGCAUUCAGAUGCCUCCCUAUCAUCACGGCUUGAUCUCGCCCCUCCAUACACCUCCUCAUGAGCCCAUGUCCCCCAUCUCUGCCUCGUCGCCCGUCUUACCCUUGACUCCAUUGACUCCCAUGGCUCCCAUGGGCACUAUGGCCAGCGUACCCCAUAUGGAACCUCUGCCCGCGGUGCAGCAGCCAAAGCAUCAGUACUUUGUGCCCUGUCGCACAAUCCAGCAACAUCAACAGCCUCAGGCCAUGACCUGCGAACCGGCCUAUCCGCCGUUCAUGAAUCAGUAUGCGUCCAAUGGGAUGGGCAAGCCUGUGGAGUAUAUGCGCGCAGUACCUCAUGCCUUUGCAACUCAGGCCAUGUACUCUCCGUACUACUGA
Messenger RNA from Gamsiella multidivaricata, 891 nucleotides. RefSeq lists its product as uncharacterized. The transcript is spliced from 2 exons. Gene Ontology annotation, biological process: regulation of transcription by RNA polymerase II. Bases 1 to 891 code for a protein of 296 amino acids. Gene Ontology annotation, cellular component: transcription regulator complex; PcG protein complex. Gene Ontology annotation, molecular function: RNA polymerase II cis-regulatory region sequence-specific DNA binding; DNA-binding transcription factor activity, RNA polymerase II-specific. Lineage: Eukaryota; Fungi; Mortierellomycota; Mortierellomycetes; Mortierellales; Mortierellaceae. The record is from RefSeq and is a predicted model, not a curated record.